CCUGGACUCUUGGCACAGGUUGUGCUGAAUCAUGGGAUAUGGAACAAAGCGUGGCUGGGCGAAAACUGACAACUAAUGAAAUAACUUUGUGGGGUAUCAAAAGAAAAGGGAGGGUAGUAUGGCGAGGGUGAGGAUGUUUGGCUGGUACUUCUUCAGCCCUCCCAGUGCCAGCCGGUCAGCCUAUUAGGACCUGACUAUGAGCGCGUUCUAGACAGAGACAUGUUUUGGCAGUGUUUCCACCCCUGAGCUUGCAAUAUAUAUUGAGCCGCUGAUGCCACCACACAGCGACUGGCACACCCCGGAGCUGCUCAUCACACCCAUCCUGGUUCACUAUGGCAACUGAUCACCAGAACCCUGCAACCAAGCAAAAACAACCAGUUGCCAGUGCAUUUAAGUUGGUGAUCUACGAACAGGAAAACUUUCAAGGCCGCUGUCAUGAGCUGACUGGGCCCUGUAACAACCUCCAGGAGGCGGACAUGGAGAAAGUGGGCUCAAUACUGGUGCUCUGUGGACCGUGGGUGGGAUAUGAGCAGCCCAGUUGUAAGGGGGAACAGUAUGUGUUUGAGAAGGGUGAGUAUCCUCGCUGGGACGCCUGGACCAACAGCAGACGCAGUGACUGCAUCGCAGCCUUCCGCCCCAUCAAAGUGGACAGCCAGGAACACAAGAUCGUACUCUAUGAGAACCCAAGCUUUGCUGGGAAGAAGAUUGAGAUCGUAGAUGAUGAUGUUCCUAGCUUCCACGCUCAUGGAUACCAUGAGAAAGUCUCUUCAGUUCGUGUGCAGAGUGGCACCUGGGUGGGCUAUCAGUACCCAGGAUACAGAGGCUACCAGUAUUUGUUCGAGAAAGGAGAGUUUAAGGAGUGUUCUGAGUUUGGGGCCGUGCUGCCUCAGAUCCAGUCCGUGAGGCGCAUCCGUGACAUGCAAUAUCACCCAAAAGGGGCCUUCCAACCCUCUAACUAAAUACCCAGCACUCCCCUUCAAACCCCCAAAGCUUCUGAAACACCCCCUUCUUUCCCCAAUCUUCACUUUUGAAUGCUUAUCUUUGACCCUUUCAAUUUGUGUCAGUGAUUCCAUUUGCUACUGCUGAGAAAUAAAUAAGUGA
Molecule: messenger RNA, 1101 nt
Organism: Ctenopharyngodon idella (grass carp)
Lineage: Eukaryota; Metazoa; Chordata; Actinopteri; Cypriniformes; Xenocyprididae
Gene: crybb2
Product: crystallin, beta B2
Exons: 6
Coding region: 333-959 (208 amino acids)
Biological process (GO): lens development in camera-type eye; visual perception
Molecular function (GO): structural constituent of eye lens
Source: RefSeq, a predicted model, not a curated record